UAAACCUUGAGGUGGAUGAGCUACAACAGCAGAAAACCACAUCAGGUUCCACUCCUGUCAGCCAAGAACAGGAAUCUGAGGCUAUCAUGGGCACAGACUCACCCAAAAUGGGCAGGUCGUGGCACGCGCGCAGGCUGUCCAAUAGAAAAGUUACAGGAGUGUAGGGGAGUGCGCUCGUGCUUCGCCGUGGCGGCUGCGGAAAUGUCGCCUAAACUUUUGCUCGCGCUGUUUCUGGUCUUGUGUUUCUCCGGCACUCCGUCAAAUGGACAGAAGAAGAAAGAGACGCUGCUCUCUGAAAAAGUCGGACAGAUGAUGGACUGGGCUGCGAAGAGAGCCGUGAUUCGAAUGAACGGAGACAAGUUCAGGCGAUUUGUCCGAGCGCCCCCACGCAACUACUCCGUCAUCAUCAUGUUCACGGCCCUGCAGCCUCAGAGGCAGUGUGGAGUGUGCAGGCAGGCAGAUGAGGAAUACCAAAUCCUUGCAAAUUCCUGGCGGUACUCCAGCGCAUUUACCAACAAGAUUUUCUUUGCGAUGGUGGAUUUUGAUGAAGGCGCAGAUGUGUUUCAAAUGCUUAACAUGAACUCGGCCCCAACGUUCAUCAACUUCCCACCCAAGGGGAAGCCCAAGCGCGCAGACACCUACGAGCUGCAGGUUCGAGGCUUUGCGGCUGAACAGCUUGCUCGAUGGGUUGCCGACAGAACCGAGGUUCAUGUCAGGGUGAUUAGACCACCAAACUACGCUGGGCCGCUGAUGCUGGGCUUGCUCCUGGCCCUCAUUGGGAGUUUGGCAUAUGUGCGGCGCAAUAAUCUCGAGUUCCUCUACAACAAAAACGUCUGGGCUUUCUCAGCACUGUGUUUUGUUUUGAUCAUGACAUCUGGCCAGAUGUGGAACCACAUUCGAGGGCCUCCAUACGCUCACAAAAAUCCCAGCACUGGUCAAGUGAGUUACAUCCACGGCAGCAGCCAAGCUCAGUUUGUGGCCGAGACACACAUCGUUCUUCUGUUCAACGCAGCCAUUACUUUUGGAAUGGUGCUUCUACACGAGGCAGCGACUUCUGAUAUGGACAUUGGAAAGAGGAAAAUCAUGUGUGUGGCUGGAAUUGGGCUUGUGAUACUCUUCUUCAGCUGGCUGUUGUCCAUCUUCAAGGCCAAAUACCACGGAUAUCCUUACAGUUUCUUGAUGAGUUAAGCACAGACCUGGAGAAUAUUCCUGUUCCUCAGUGGAAGGUUGACGUUUCAAGAACCCUUUUUUCAGCAGAACCUUCUACAGUUCAACAUGCCUUACUGGUUCACAAUAAUGAGUAGUGUAAUUUCUGUCUGGUUUUUUUCUGUUUCUUUUUUAAAAAUUUUAUUUAAAGUCCAACUGAAUUUUUGAUUUGUGAUUUUUAGCAAAAGCAACUGAAGACGUGUUACUCUGAUAGCUCUGGACUAUAGAUCAAAAGUUUGUGAUUAUUGUGAUGUUUGCUGGUGAAUGCAUUAUUACCCUCCACAGGCUAUGCAGUCCUUCAUUUACCUGUUCUAACGUUAAAGGUGAAAACUCCAGGUUAGAAGAUGCAUGAGGACGAGCACAAUGUUUUCCACGCUACCUCUUGACUCAUGUACAUUUUAAGUGUUCCAAAGCCAAAACGAAGCAGUCUGUUAGUUAGUGUAGUUGCUUUUCUCUGGAGUAGAGGCUGAGUGUGUGAAUGUACCACUCUGUGUUCAGUUUCCUUAAAGCGUUGGGAUGUUUCAAGUAUGAUGAUCUUUGUGAUUAUGAUGUCCUGCCUUCCAUUAAUGUUUUAAUACGCCCUUGUCAACUUUCCCUCACAACCCAAAAGUGCCUAGUAUCUGUCAUCUGUGGCCUGGGAAGAGGAUAUAACAAGGAGUGGAUAUUUCAACCUUGCCCACCUGCAAACAUAGCGCCAUUUCCAUGAUGAUUUGUACUGACUAUUACCUUUGAACCAUGCACAGAGUCAUAUCAGCUUGCUAACUACUUAGCAUAGUAAUUAUGGAGUAGCAGUGCCUCGUGGACUGAUUCUACCCCUAAAGUCUGCAGCACUGUUAGCUCAAUCCGAUUAAGUAUUUAAGCUGACAGCAGGUGUUCCUCCAAGUGGAAGUGGACAAGAGUGUUUAACACAGUAAUGGAACACAGCCCCGGUCAGCUUGUUAAGGAAACGACUCGUACACCUAUGCUAAAAAUCAAGGUGCUGCUCUGUGUAAUGCCUCAGGUGAUGCCACGUGCCAUUAAAAGUGCCUUAAUUACCAGUUUAA
Pangasianodon hypophthalmus (striped catfish) is the source of this 2249-nucleotide messenger RNA. It is a transcript of the gene magt1, whose product is annotated as magnesium transporter 1. Lineage: Eukaryota; Metazoa; Chordata; Actinopteri; Siluriformes; Pangasiidae. The coding region runs from base 16 to 1188 and encodes 390 amino acids. The transcript is spliced from 11 exons. The record is from RefSeq and is a predicted model, not a curated record. Gene Ontology annotation, cellular component: oligosaccharyltransferase complex.